UUCUCAGUUGGGAGUUGGCUGAUUCAGGAAGCGGGGGAGAUCAAGACCAGGACCAAGACCAGGACCAGGACCGAGAAAGACGGGGACCAGAACACUCAGAACAUUCCGACCCAGAGACCAGAGUCCGUGAGCCGAUUCACACAGUUUGUAAAACUUUAUUAAGUUUAAAAAGCAAGUCAGCAGCUCCACUCCGUUAGCCGUUAACAGCUAACAGUUAGCCUUCUGCUAACAGGGAAGUGACGGAUUCGGGUGAAGUCAGGCUCGAGCCACAGGUGUGUUUCCUUCAGAGUACUUGGACAGCAGAAGAAGAGGAAGAUGAGUGGAGGAGUGAACAGCAUCGAGGCCGUGAAGAAGAAGAUCAAAGUUCUGCAGGAGCAGGCGGAGGAGGCCGAGGAGAGAGCGGAGAGACUGCAGAAGGAGGUGGAGAAAGAAAAGAGGAGCAGAGAGGAGGCGGAAGCUGAGGUGACGUCUCUCGGUCGUCGUCUGCAGCUCAGUGAGGAGAAUCUGGACCGAGUCCAGGAGAGACUGUCCACGGCCCUCCAUAAACUGGACGAGGUGGAGAAGGCUGCCGACGAGAGCGAGAGAGGUAUGAAGGUGAUAGAGAACAGAGCUCUGAAGGACGAGGAGAAGAUGGAGCAGCUGGAGGUUCAGCUGAGGGAGGCCAAACAGAUCGCAGAGGAGGCCGAUCGGAAAUACGAGGAGGUGGCUCGAAAACUGGUGAUGGUGGAAGGAGAACUGGAACGAGCUGAAGACAGAGCGGAGCAGGCUGAGAGUAAGGUUCGGAGGUCGGAGGAGCAGUUGAGGAGUUUCGACCAAUCACUGAAGAGCUUGCAGGCAUCUGAAGACAAGUACUCCCACAAGGAGGACAGGUAUGAAGAGGAGAUCAGGAACCUGAGCAGCAAACUCAAGGAGGCCGAGACCAGAGCGGAGUUUGCCGAGCGUUCAGUGGCUAAACUGGAGAAAACCAUCGAUGACCUGGAAGACGCUCUGACUUCGGCCAGAAAUGCCAACAUGGAGCUUCAGGCGACUCUGAAUCAGACCAUGGAGGAGCUCGGCUCCUGCUGAACCUCCCCCCAUGGCAAAAAAACUCCUGCCCCCACUGUUCCUUGUUCCUUUCUGCCCCCCCCCCUCCCCCUCACCCCCCCCCCCCCCCCCCCCUCCCCCUCACCCCCCUCGCCUCCCACUGCUGGCUGCUUGGUGGACGUCAGGAAACUUAGUGGCCCAAACAUUCCUCUUCCUCCUGUGCCUUCUCCUCUUCCUCUCCUCCCUGGUUGUGUGAGGGAGGUGUGGGAUAGUGUGGUGUUGCCCCCCCCCACACCAUUAUUCCUGCUUCCACACAUUCCUUUUCUGAAUCUCUGAGUCACACCUCAGUCACCUGCUGUCUGCCCCCCCCCCCCCCCCCCCCUCCUGCUGACGGUGCCAACCCCCGCGUCCUCCCCGUCCCUCCUCCUCCUCCUCAGUAUUAUGUGAGGGAGGCUGUUUCCUCGUCCACAGCUAAUUAACUCAUUAACAGCUAAUUAAGUAUUUGUCUGAACGGUUUGAUGUUACUCUGAUUAGUUUUUUGCCACUAUAAUUAAUGAUUGAUUGAUUGAUUAGGGUUUAGCGAGCCAUUCCACUGCCAUAUAUGGUAAACCAACAGCCAAUCAGAGGUCAGAGAGACAGCCCCAGUUUAUUUUUUCUACAGGUGACCUUUGACCCGAUGACAUGAAUAAAAGUUUAGAAAUGUUUUUACCUGGAAUCCGGUGAUGAUGUCAUCACUCUGCUGAUGUCACAGCUCAUUGUAAUAAAAAAUGACAGGAUUUUAUAAAAUAAAAGCACCGUCACUGGUAUGUAGAUCCA
Toxotes jaculatrix (banded archerfish) is the source of this 1839-nucleotide messenger RNA. Its product is annotated as tropomyosin alpha-3 chain-like. The record is from RefSeq and is a predicted model, not a curated record. Bases 316 to 1065 code for a protein of 249 amino acids. Gene Ontology annotation, molecular function: actin filament binding. Gene Ontology annotation, cellular component: actin filament. The transcript is spliced from 9 exons. Gene Ontology annotation, biological process: actin filament organization; muscle contraction. Lineage: Eukaryota; Metazoa; Chordata; Actinopteri; Toxotidae.